Phyllostomus discolor (pale spear-nosed bat) is the source of this 1282-nucleotide messenger RNA. It is a transcript of the gene ASB12, whose product is annotated as ankyrin repeat and SOCS box containing 12. The record is from RefSeq and is a predicted model, not a curated record. The transcript has 3 exons. Gene Ontology annotation, biological process: regulation of barbed-end actin filament capping. Gene Ontology annotation, cellular component: nucleus; cytoplasm. NCBI's taxonomy places the organism in Eukaryota, Metazoa, Chordata, Mammalia, Chiroptera, Phyllostomidae. Bases 214 to 1143 code for a protein of 309 amino acids. Gene Ontology annotation, molecular function: protein binding.
UAGCCUUCAGGCAGUGCUAACAGUGGGAACUGAGAGUCUCUCCUGAUCCUGCCUUGGGGCAGCAGGGGCUCCCCAAGGACAAACCAGCAGGGCCCAGUGCUUCACAGAGAGGUGGGAACAGUGGCAACCCUGGGCAGUGCAGCCUAAGGCAGAAGCCUGACCUGACAUCUUCUCCUCCUCAUGAUGAGGAUAGUUCUGCUCCCAUAAGGCAACAUGAACUUCAUGGACAUCAGCAAAAUGUUCUCCCUCCUGCAGCCCAACAAGGAGGAGGAUGACACCGACAUGGAGCAGAAGCAGGCUCUCAGUGAAGCAGUGCACAGAAACGACUCCCACACCUUGGACCAGCUUUUGCGCCAGGAGCACUAUAAACGUUCCAUCAACAGGAAGAGUGGCUGGGGCGUUCCUGGGACGCCCUUGCACUUGGCUGCUUCUUCUGGCCACCUGAGUUGUUUGCAGGUCCUCCUGGCACACGGCGCUGACGUCGACAGCUUGGACAUCAAGGCACAGACACCGCUUUUUACCGCCGUCAGCCAUGGCCAUCUGGAUUGUGUGGGCACGCUUUUGGCAGCUGGCGCCUGUCCCAGUGGAAGCAUCUACAACAACUGCUCUCCCGUGCUCACAGCCGCACGUGAUGGUGCUGUUGCCAUCCUGCAGGAGCUCCUAGGUCAUGGUGCAGAUCCAAAUGUCAAGGCUAAACUACCAGUCUGGGUGUUGAACAUGAGUUCACUUUCUGGCCCCCUGUUUUUGGCUGCAGUCUACGGGCACCUUGACUGUUUCCGCCUGCUUUUGAUCUAUGGGGCAGACCCUGACUACAACUGCACUGACCAGUACCUACUAGCUCGUGUUCCACAGCCCCGCACCGUCCUCGAAACCUGCCUCCACCACCAUUGCGAUCCAGAGUACAUCCAGCUCUUAAUUGAUUUUGGUGCUAACAUCUACCUUCCAUCUGUUCUCCUGGACCUGAACUGGAAAAAUAAUAAAGGCGCCCUGUUGUUGCUUCGAGCCCGAGCCACUCCACGAACACUACUGUCACAGGCCCGCUUAGUUAUCCGCAGAGCUCUGCACCAGGCCAGAAAGCUACAAGCCAUUGACCACCUGGAUAUCCCCCCUGCUUUGAUUAGCUACCUCCAACACAAAUUGUAAUCUUGCAGUGUACCCUGACAUCCACAACAUGCCCAAAAACCUCUUGGGGACCCAGGUAGGUAGAGGGUACUAGAGCUCCUCCCACUCACUCGGAGCUGCUUUCUUGUAUUAUCCUCUACAAUAAAAUCAUCAACAAAAU